UCUCGGAGGCCGAGCAGAAAAACAGCCACAGGGUGUGGUUGUUGGUUUUGCAUCUGGAAGAUGGAAGUUUUCCACCCGGAAGGGGACUGGCUUUCUGAGGGCUCCCAUCCAGCUGUGGCCACUUCCUUGUUCCUGCAGCUCCUCCGGGCGGAAAAAAGCGAGAGAAGGAAGCGCCAGAAGGCAAAGGUCUUGGCAGCAGGUGGAAGCUUCAUCCUCCCCGAGGACAUGACCUCCCUGACCCAGGAGCUGGGCACGGCUUUCUUCCAACGCCAGCAGCUGCCGGCCUCCAUGGCCGAUACAUUUUUGGAACACCUCUGCCUCUUGGACAUCGACUCGGAACCCAUCACCGCCCGGAGCACCGGCAUCGUCUGCACCAUUGGUCCAGCCUCCCGCUCUGUGGAGAUGCUGCGCGAGAUGAUCAAAGCCGGGAUGAACAUCGCACGGCUGAAUUUCUCCCACGGCUCACACGAGUAUCAUGCAGGAUCCAUCGUGAACAUCCGAAAAGCCACCGAAAGCUUCGCCUCCAACCCCCUUUUCUACCGACCGGUGGCCAUCGCUCUGGACACCAAAGGCCCUGAGAUCCGUACCGGUCUGGUCAAAGGGGGGGAGAACAAAGAGGUGGAGCUGGUCAAGGGAUCGAAGCUGGUCGUGACCACGGACCCCGCGUUCCAGGAACUUUGUGACGAGAAGACCCUCUGGGUGGACUACCCGAACUUGCCAAAAGUGGUCAAAGUUGGUGGACGGAUCUUCGUGGACGAUGGGCUCAUCUCUUUACUGGUCAAGGAAAUCCGCCCCGACAGCUGCGUGGUGGAGGUGGAAAACGGUGGGAUGCUGUGCAGCCGAAAAGGGGUGAACUUGCCGGGGGCUGAGGUAGACCUGCCAGCUGUCUCCGAGAGGGACAUUCGGGACCUACAGUUUGGUCUGGAGCAGGGGGUCGACAUUGUCUUCGCCUCCUUCAUCCGCAAGGCCAGCGACGUGGCUGCCAUCCGGGCCGUGCUGGGAGAACGCGGCCGGGCCAUCAAGAUCAUCAGCAAAAUCGAGAACCACGAGGGGGUGAAAAAAUUUGAUGAGAUUCUGGAAGCCAGCGAUGGCAUCAUGGUGGCCCGGGGAGAUUUGGGCAUUGAGAUCCCAGCCGAGAAGGUUUUCUUGGCUCAAAAGAUGAUGAUCGGCCGAUGUAACCGAGCGGGGAAGCCUGUGAUAUGUGCCACGCAGAUGCUGGAGAGCAUGGUCAAGAAGCCCCGGCCCACGAGAGCAGAAAGCAGUGAUGUGGCGAACGCGGUCCUUGACGGCGCGGACUGCAUCAUGCUGUCUGGCGAGACUGCCAAGGGCGCUUAUCCGGUGGAGGCCGUGAGGAUGCAGCACGCGGUGCGUAGCCGUUUUCCUCGCUCAAAGCCGGCGCACGAAAUAAAGAUCCCUAUUGUUUUCGUGGGGAGGAACCAGAAAAUCUUUUGUUGUUGUUAUGGAUGUUGGCUGUUGAAAUCCUCGUCAUCCAGGUCUGCGCAGCUGCUCUCCCGCUAUCGGCCCCGGGCUCUUAUCAUGGCCGUCACCCGCAGCGAGCAGGUGGCCCGCCAGGUGCACCUCAGCCGCGGCAUCUUCCCCGUCCUGUGGCGAGAUCCCAAGCAGGAGGUGUGGGCCGAUGACGUGGACCGCCGGGUGCAUUUUGGCAUGGAAGUGGGCCGGGUGCGAGGAUUUUUACGCUCUGGGGACGUGGUCAUUGUGGUGACCGGCUGGAGGCCUGGUGCCGGCUACACCAACAUCAUGAGGGUCCAGCAGGUUCCAUGAAGAAGGCGAGGAAGCCUCUGGGAUCCAAGAGGGAGGGGACUCUGGCUCCCCCCCCCGGGAUUUUGUGGCUGAAAGUGGGGAACCCCCCAGGUAACAACAGUCCCCACACUUAUACCCAAGCUUGUGCAUUGACUGCUUCGGACAUAUGGCCGACCGGUUUAGUCCAUCUGCUCUAUUUUUGUAUCACUCCUCACCACCUUUUUUUCUCCAUGGGUUGAAAAUGCAUGGAUGUCUUUUGUAAUCAUCUUUGA
Pogona vitticeps (central bearded dragon) is the source of this 2033-nucleotide messenger RNA. The record is from RefSeq and is a predicted model, not a curated record. Lineage: Eukaryota; Metazoa; Chordata; Lepidosauria; Squamata; Agamidae.